GAACUCGCAAAACUCGAAAACAAGAGCCCAGACGCUUUGCAGCUUUUCUAUUCUAGUGUCUGGAAAAUCCGCCGCCAAGAAGGUUCAGAAUAGAAGUUAAGAGGGAAGAACUCAGAUUCUCGUAGGAGAACUUAUCUGUGUUCUCUUUCUGUGUUUUCGGAAGAAUGGAGCGCAGUCUGUGGGGUCACUUGCCGCUGUUGGUGAUGUCAAAUUCGAAGGAUUCGGUGGAAUACAUUCUCCAAGCCCUUUGGAGAACCCGAAAGACCGGCCUCGACGCUGCCGACCGCCUGGUCAUCCGCGAAAUGCUCCAGCUUCAGCACGACUCCGACCUCGAUCCUCUUUUGGUAUGCCUUCGCAUGUUGAUCCGUAGGUGUGUUUACGAGAAUGUUAGGAAGGACGACAUUCAGAAACUUUUUCCCAGUGAAGUAUUGCCUGAACUUCAACGACUAUUGACGCUUCUGCUGCAAAAGUUUCAGCGAGAAUGGCGGGAAGAUUUGCUCAAGGAUCAGGUCUCUUUACCCCGGUUGAAGGCAAUGACAUGGAAUAUGGCAAAUCAGAAUACAGAAUCAGCAGACCCUAUGGCUGUUAUAAAUUUGAAGCUUCAAAACGAUGCACAGUCUCACUCAGGAGAAUUGGAUGUGAACUUCCAAUUAGCUAAAGAUACUCUAGAGAUGAUGCUGAGUUCCAUGUACUGUAUAAAAGACCAGUUGUCUGACAUGGAUGAGACCUCAAAUAGGCGUUCGUCCCAAGAAACCAAUGUGAUCUAAGUUUACGUAUGCAUGAGAUGCUGCUGUGCUACGCUUAUUCCAGUUGUAUUGCAGAUCAAACGCCAUGUUUUCAAUCAUGUCCAGACCAUGAACUGCUCAUGAAACUGAUGAAAGUUAGAACCGGCUUGUCACCCGCACCUCUUUAUGUAUGUAUCAAAGAUGAAGAUGAAUAUGUUUGCAGUACCAUCGUUUUGCAUUGGCCACAUGAAACAUUGUAAUUGUACAUAAUACAAUCUGGAUUCCAAUUCUUUAUGAAAACAUUUUCAUGCAAUCCUCUGAGAAAGUUAAUGGUC
Molecule: messenger RNA, 1060 nt
Organism: Juglans microcarpa x Juglans regia
Lineage: Eukaryota; Viridiplantae; Streptophyta; Magnoliopsida; Fagales; Juglandaceae
Exons: 6
Coding region: 165-767 (200 amino acids)
Source: RefSeq, a predicted model, not a curated record